CAUCGCCCCUAGAAGAGCCUGAGGUUGAGUACUCCCUAGUCAUUACAAUGUGCCAUGCCAUGCCAUCCAGUUCGAAGGCGUGUCUAAACCACCCAAGUUUCGCCAAGCCUCAUCCCAUUGGCACCCGUUCACUAGACUCCGCGCGCCGAAGGCAAGAUAAACCUACGACCUGAAUCGUUCAGCAGCACCAGCACUGGGUGUCGCCAUUGCGCGUCGCCCAGCCUAGGCGAGGUAGGUGAUGGGCAAGAACAAUCCAUACACUCUCUCCUAUGUCUGCGAUUCGUUGCGUUCGUCCUGCUUCUUCUUUCCUGCCACGCGAAUGUGCUCAAGAUGGACGGACCCAUCACAAAAGCCAAUGACACGCUCGACCCGUUGACUGACGAGGAAAUUACUUCUUUCUUCAACGAUUUGGACACCGACAAGGACGGCUAUGUCACCUUCGCAGAGAUCGAAGCAAAGCUACACCAAGUCCAUGAAGAACUAGCACCCGAGCCAAAGCGACACCAUCUCAACCACCCUUCGCGACGAGAUGUCGAGAAGGGUGAAGAAGACUGUCACCCCGGCAACGGCUUACAUGCCUUCCUCUGCGCGCUAAUGCCGGACUGCGGCGCGAAGGUCGAUCGCCACGCUUUCGCCGCUCGUGUAAAGGCGUGGGAAGUACCGAGCCAACGCCAGACCGCCACCGAUGACCAUAAUAGCGACGGAGAUGCCACCCAAUUGCGCCAGAUGCCUAGGCGUCGACACAUUCGGGCGUACUUGGCCGUUCAUGGGCCGCGCUUGUGCUUUCUGGCGUUCGUGAUCGCGCUGCAGCUCGCUUUCGGUCUGUGGCAGCUGAUCUCCUACCUCCUGAACAUGGAAGUGCGGGCUGCGCUAGGCUGGGGCGUGGUUAUUGCCAAAGUCUGCGCCGGCGUGCUGUAUCCGACCCUGUUCUUCAUGCUACUCAGCAUGAGCCGGCACUUUGCGACGCUUCUACGUCGCAGCUACUGGGUUAGUCGGUUUGUUGACUGGGACCGGAGUCAGUCGUUCCAUAUCAAGAUGAGUCUCGUAGGCUUGUUCUUCGCCAGCUUGCACGCUAUUGGGCACUUGACGGGGAGCUUUCUGACUGGCUCUCGGCCAUCACGACAACAGGCUGUAGCACAGAUACUGGGGCCAGAUGCUGUUCCCAGACCAUACGUAGCUUACGUUCGCAGUCUGCCCGGCUGGUCCGGGAUUGUAGCGCUUGGGUUGUUCUGGACGAUCACGCUACUUAGCAUGCCUGUAAUUCGCAAGCGCAUGUACGAGAUCUUCCAGAUGGGACACCUGCUUAUGUUCCCCAUGAUCGGCUUACUCUGCGCUCACGGGACGGCGGCGUUACUGCAAGCCCCUAUGCUGGGCUACUGGCUGGCGUUUCCGACACUCUUGGUCCUUGGCGAGCGACUGCACAGACUCAUUAGAGGCUUCAUGCGGGUACCGGCUCGAGUCAGGAUGCUUGACGACCACACCGUGCUAGUAACGUGCAGACAUCCGCGUGGUCGCGAUUGGCGGUACUCUGCUGGCCAGUACAUCUUGUUGCAAGUACCGCAGGUAUCCGUAUUCCAGUGGCAUCCGUUCACGAUCUCAUCCUGUCAAGGCGAUGAGUUGCAGGUCCAUAUCAAACUUGAUGGCGACUGGACCAAUGCCCUCAGCGAUGUUCUGCCCGAGAACGAAGACAUAUGCGUCGGCGCAGAUGGACCCUUUGGCGCACCAGCUCAGCGCUUCUACGAUUACGAUUAUGCAAUCGUGGUGGGUGGUGGGAUCGGCAUCACGCCCUUCGCUGCCAUCCUGACCGAUCUAGAACAGCACGAGGAUGAGCGUCGUGAUCCUUGGGCAGAGCGCCGCCGGUCACGCUCACUAUCAAGGCGCCGCUCGCAAGCAGGUGAAUCCGACACCAUCAAAGCGAAGGACUCACAAGACACCACCCCCUCCGAUCAACGGACUUCGCGCCGCAGAGUGGACUUCCACUGGACGGUCCGCGAAAAGAACAACCUCCUUUGGUUCUCCGACCUCCUCAACCGCGCCAUUGAUGGCGCGCAGCCACAAGAAGACACCAAAGACAUACUCGAGCUCCACAUUAACACCCACAUCACCGCCAAGCGCAAGAACAUUUCCACGCACAUCUUCCGUUACUUGCUCGACAGCUACAGAACGGAUGCUGCGCCGUACUCAGCGUUGACUGGGCUUAAGCAACCGUCACAUUUCGGGCGACCAGACUUCGACAAGAUACUUGAUAAGCAUUUUGAUGAGAUGGUUGCUAGCGGGACACAGGAGAGGAGAGUUGUUGUGUUUUACUGCGGUGCGCCAGUCGUGGGCGAGAUACUGUCGGAUAAGUGCCAUAGCCUUACCACAAGGGCGCGCCAUAUGGGGCUGCGGAUUCGGUAUGACUUCUUGAUGGAAGUUUUUGGUUAGCGUUCCCUAUAGCAUUGUGCAUACGAGACCAUCAACGCCUGUGAGGGCUGGCUCCAGUCAUACGUAGUCACUGUGGCGAGGCGAUGUCUUUGGUCAAGUGAUCGGUCUUCCAUCUUCUGUUCGAG
Baudoinia panamericana UAMH 10762 is the source of this 2549-nucleotide messenger RNA. RefSeq lists its product as uncharacterized. NCBI's taxonomy places the organism in Eukaryota, Fungi, Ascomycota, Dothideomycetes, Mycosphaerellales, Teratosphaeriaceae. The record is from RefSeq and is a predicted model, not a curated record. The transcript has 2 exons. Gene Ontology annotation, biological process: superoxide anion generation; defense response. Gene Ontology annotation, molecular function: superoxide-generating NAD(P)H oxidase activity; calcium ion binding. Gene Ontology annotation, cellular component: plasma membrane; NADPH oxidase complex. The coding region runs from base 331 to 2424 and encodes 697 amino acids.